Molecule: messenger RNA, 1299 nt
Organism: Truncatella angustata
Lineage: Eukaryota; Fungi; Ascomycota; Sordariomycetes; Amphisphaeriales; Sporocadaceae
Exons: 3
Coding region: 1-1299 (432 amino acids)
Molecular function (GO): dipeptidase activity
Source: RefSeq, a predicted model, not a curated record
AUGUUGCGAGAAGUAGACGGUUUUGUGUUCGUGACGCUUGAUGGCAGGGUGGGGCAGGUCCGAAAAGACGAGCCACUAUACCUCAGCGACAUCAGCGACUACGUUGACAGCAGAGCCGACGAUCUAUGGCCGCUUAACAAGACAGUCCACGACAAUCCUGAGCUCGGCUUCAAGGAGAUCAUUGCGCACGCAGCUCUCACCAAGUUCUUUAAAGAACAAGAAGGAUGGAAAGUCACACCUUCGGCGUAUGGCAUGGCCACAGCUUGGGUUGCGGUUUGGGACAGCGGCAAGAAGGGCCCUGUCAUCUCCUAUAAUGUAGAGAUGGAUUCUCUGGAAGGGAUUGGCCAUGCAUGUGGCCAUAACCUCAUCAUGACUGCAUCUGUAGCUGGUGGGCUGGCGACCGCUGAAAUGAUGAGUCUCCAUCAUCUCGGUGGAAAGGUUGUCGUUUUCGGAACCCCUGCAGAAGAAGGCGGUGGUGGUAAAAUUAAGUUGCUCGAGGCUGGAGCCUACAAAGAUUAUGGUGUGGACGUCAACCUUAUCUCUCAUCCGGGCAUCACAGGAAAUAAUGCUAUGAUGAGGACCUCGGCUUACACCAUGAUUCACGUUGAGUACUUUGGGCGUGAGGCUCACGCAGCUGCAAGCCCUUGGCUAGGCAUCAACGCUUUGGAUGCCAUGGUCACGGCAUACAAUGCCAUAUCUGUCCUCCGGCAGCAAUGCAUGCCAGGCGAUGUCAUCCAGGGGCAUAUCACUAAUGGAGGAGUUCGGCCAAAUAUCAUACAUGCCUACACCGCUGGCAAUUGGGUGAUCCGCGCCAACACACAGGCUCGACUGGAAGAGUUGAAGAAGAAGGUCACAUCAUGCUUCGAGGCCGGUUCGACUGCUACAGGGGCGAAACUGAAGAUAACUCCUAAAGGGUCCUACGCAGAUCAUGUGCCAAAUCGUGCCAUGUCUGCAUCGUAUACCAAGUACUUUAAUGAACUUUCACCUUCGAGUCUGAUACCGAUCGACCAGGAUGUUGACGCUAUACAGGGGCGCACGAUGGCCAGUACUGACCAGGGAGAUAUCAGCUACGCUAUGCCAAGUCUGAGUCCAUCCUUCGCAAUCGCUCCGGGCCCCGGUGGGAAUGGGCCACACAACCCUGAGUUUGCCGAGGCAGCGGGUACCAGGGAUGCGUUCGAAAGAGCACUGCGGGUUGGCAAGGGCUUAGCUGGCGCUGCGGUUGAUAUUCUGAGCACCGAAGGGCUGCUAGCAACCAUCAAAGACGAGUGGAAGGAGGAUAUCAAGGGUAAUGCCAUGUGA